AUGAUUAAUGGCAUGACUAAUAACGAAGCUGAUGACGAGAUAAAUAAUGAGGUUAAUAGCGAAGCUAAUAACGAGGUCAACAAUGAGGCUAAUAAUGGGAUCGAAGAUGAAGUCAAUAAUGAGCUUAAUAACAGUGAUAGUGAAGUCCAGAACGAUAAUGGAGUAUUAUCUUACAAUUUUUCCUUAUUAGACGUUGGUUAUAUCUUCCCAACAUGGAGCAAUAUAGAUUCUUUUUUCGAAGAUGAAAAUAUAAGUGACAAAUUCAUAAAGAAUAUUUAUGUUGCCAGGCAAAUCCUACUUAAAUCAUUGGUUGCAAAAGUUGGUCAAGCCAAUGUUCAGGAAAUUUGGCAGAUUACAGACAAGCGACCAGGAAAUAGUCAACGAAAGCACUUCAUCAUUAUUAUGAAUUCUAUUUCUUAUAUGUGUACAUGCAUGUCUAAUAUUUUUCGUGGUAUCAUAUGCCAGCACUAUUUUCAAGUACUUUUGGUAUCUCAAAUUGCUAGGUUUCAUAUUACAAUGAUUGCAUCAUGUUGGUAUUGCAAUAACAAGAAAGAAGCAAAUGAUCAAUUCAACAUAGUCUUCGCAAAUGAGAAUACUAUGCAGGCUCAACAAAAUCAAAUGCCAAUAAUUCCCCAGCCACUUUCUAUACUCUCUUCAAUAGCAAAAAGUAAUCAGUCUAUAGUAUCCUGA
Molecule: messenger RNA, 690 nt
Organism: Dentiscutata heterogama
Lineage: Eukaryota; Fungi; Glomeromycota; Glomeromycetes; Diversisporales; Gigasporaceae
Source: the annotation of a GenBank genome assembly